GCAUCCACUGCUAAAACGCUUAAUUCAACUGAAAUGAUGCACUUGCACUCGGUAAUUUCGCUAAGCAGAAGAUGAUGCAAAUGCAAAAAUAGACUUUGGUAUCGUUUUUCAUAGUGACUAGUGUUGUGAUAGAGGGAGCACCAGAACGUACAUCAGAUAGGUGCGCUCUGGCUUAGAAGGUGCUUGUUCUCUGUGUGGCCCAUUCAGAAUUCAUCCCGAAACGUGCAUCCCGCUCGAUCGAUCGUCCACCGGAGCAGUCGUCAUCGAUUGGGAUGGAUUUCCUGCUGGGUGGCUGUGCCGCGACCUGUGCCGGACUGUUCAGCAAUCCGUUCGACGUCAUCAAAACCCGGCAGCAGUUGCAGGGCGAGCUGAUUGAUGCCGCAUCGGAAACGCAACGCAAUCCAUACCGAUCGAUCUUCAAGUCGAUAGAAUCGAUCCUCAAAGCGGAAGGCAUCUCCGGACUGCAGAAGGGGCUUGUGUCGGCGCUAGCUUUUCAGUUCACGAUGAAUAGCAUCCGGUUAGGGAUCUACCAAACAGCAGAGAAUUAUGAGUGGACUCGAGGAAGUAGCAAGUUCGGCACGUUGAUGUACUCGAUAUUCUGGGGUGGGAUCAGUGGAGUGGUUGGAGCGACGGUGGCCUGCCCGCUGUACAUGAUCAAGACGCAGAUUCAGGCCACUUCGCACGGGAAGUAUGCCGUCGGGUUUCAGCACAAUCACACCGGAACGAUGGAUGCCUUGGCGGGGAUCUACAGGACCUAUGGCAUCAAAGGCCUCUGGCGGGGAUAUCCGGGAAUUGUGACGCGCACAGCCGUGGGAUCGUCGGCGCAGCUUGCGACCUUCUCCAGUUUUAAGGAUUUCUUUGUGCAGUUUGAGUUCUUCCAGCAAUCGGUGGCGUUUACGGCGUUCGCCGCCAGCAUGUUCAGCGGGUUCUUUUGCUGCGUUUUUAUGUCGCCGUUCGAUGUGAUCGCAACCAGGCUGUUUAAUCAAGGUGUGGACGCCAACGGACGAGGCCUUCUCUACCGAAGCGUUUGGGACUGCUUCAGCAAAACCCUUCGCGCCGAAGGCCUCCACGGCCUCUACAAGGGCUUCGUUCCGAACUACUGGCGCAUCGCUCCGCACACGAUCCUCAACCUUACGUUCUGGGACCAGUUCAAGAGCUGGAAGGAUCUCUACUACUGAGCGCGACUGUGGAUAUUAGCUGUGGUAGCUCUGCACGGUGCUGUAAAAUGAUAUUUUAUUUUUUUCUUAGCUGUAAUUUUGUUAACUAAUUAGAUAAGGAUGCAAUCGAAUCGAACAACAUAACUUAACACGAUAAGAUGAAGCCUGUUGAGCAAACGAAAUAAAGAAUCGCAAUGUAUAUGCUGCCCA
Aedes aegypti (yellow fever mosquito) is the source of this 1367-nucleotide messenger RNA. RefSeq names its product solute carrier family 25 member 35. Bases 273 to 1178 code for a protein of 301 amino acids. The record is from RefSeq and is a predicted model, not a curated record. NCBI's taxonomy places the organism in Eukaryota, Metazoa, Arthropoda, Insecta, Diptera, Culicidae. The transcript is spliced from 3 exons. Gene Ontology annotation, biological process: transmembrane transport.